GAAUUCCGCGCGCUGCCGGUGGCGUUGUGUUCGGGCUCGUGCUCACCCGUGUCGUAUCUCCCGCCAUUUUUUUUUUAUCCUGUUUAACCUGACGUUCUUUUUUUUCUCUCGUUAGUUUUUUUUUCUUUAAACCCAACACGUCCAUCUUGAAGGGGUCACGAGCGUCUACGUCGUGUCGUGGACGGGAAGAAUAAUAGCAUUCGUCACGCUCUGAAGGCCAAAGUGCAUGCUGGGAAUUUUUUUAGAAAGCGCGCCAUAGUGAUCCUUGUGCCGGGACCGAGACCGGGAGAAAGCUGCUAGCUUCCGUUACAACUUUUGGGUGACGUUUAUUUUCAGCGCGAUUGUCUAUAAAUCUGUCGGAUCUUGACACGCUAUGUCCCAACCGGCUCUUUUAACCGGAGGAGAACCGAGGAGACGACAUUGCUAAUCUCAGUCAUUGUUAUUUAGCCGAAGCUAAGCUAAGCUAACUCGAGCUUAGCUUUGAUGCUAGCUAGGCGUUAAAUGUCGAGGAAAAAGCGCUUUGUGUGAAUUCUGUCUCGAUUCUCGGAUUACAUGUUCGUACUGGCGCUGAUUUUAGCCUAAAGCUUUACAUCACGCCGAAGUUUAUUUGUGUAUAAACAGUCAUAAUGGCGCCGCUGCUGGGCCGGAAGCCGUACCCGCUGUCUAAGGCGCCAGCAGAGCCGCCGGGCCCCGGGGAGCAGCUCUACAUCAUCCCGCACACCAAAGAGGCCUUCAUCAACAAAGAAGAGUAUGAGGCCCGAAUGCAGAAAUACAGUGAACGGAUCUGGACAUGCAAAAGCACCGGUAGCUGUCAGCUCACGCACCUGGAGGCUUGGGAGGAAGAGCAGGAAGUCACUGAGCUGCUGCAAGAGGAAUACCCUGUGUGGUUUGAGAAACCAGUUUUGGAAAUUGUACACCAUAACACGGUGUCUCUGGACAAACUGGUGGAUCUGGCCUGGCUGGAGAUCCUUACUAAAUAUGCUGUAGAUGAAGAGUGUGACUUCCUGGUUGGAAAGGAUAAAAGUUUGCGAGUGAAGGUGGUGAAAAUUCAUCCUUUGGAAAAGGUUCAGGAGGACCAGACUCAAAAGAAGAUAGAGGGAGCAUGUGACUCCCCCUCUAGUGACAAGGAGAAUGCCAGCCAAGAAAACCAAAAGAAGGAGCAGCUUAAAGAAGAGAACAACAGGCACGAGAGCCUUUGUGAUCGGGCACGUCGCUCACCCAGAAAACUCCCCACCACAAUGAAGGAGGAGAAGAAGAAAUGGGUGAUGCCUAAAUUUCUGCCCCACAAAUAUGAUGUGAAGCUCCUCGAUGAAGAAAAAGUUAUCAGUAAUGUCCCAGUUGACAGCCUCUUCAGAACAGAAAGACCUCCCAAUAAAGAGAUCAUGCGCUACUUCAUCAGACACUUUGCUCUCAGACUUGGCAUGGGAGAAAGCGCCCCCUGGGUGGUAGAGGACGAACUGGUCAAAAAAUUCAACUUACCCAGCAAAUUCAGUGACUUUCUCUUAGACCCACAUAAGUUUUUAGCAGAAAAUCCAUCAUCCAAGAGAAAGAGUCUCAGUUCACCGGAAGGAAAACCGAGCAAGAAGAUGAAGAUUCAGGGCUCAGAGACAGGAGUGGACACAAUUGGUGUAAAUGAAAAAGGAGAGAAGGAGAAAAAGCGGAAGAAAAAGCAAAACUCUCAAAACAUGCCUCUGAGUCCAACUCUCUGGGCCAACAUGCAGGUGAAGAACCUGAACGGAUCUCCACUAAAGGUCAAGAAUUCUGGCACAACCAAGAAAACCGAUGCCAAGAAGAAUCACAAAAGCAGCGGAAACAAAACUAACAGCCAGAAAGCCUCAAAAAAAGAUGAAAAGUCCUCUAAGAAGCCUAGAAUGAAACAGAUGACACUGCUAGAUCUAGCAAAGAGUCCCAAUGCUGCUGGAAGUCCUAAAAAGAGAGCUCGGAGUACCGGGCCUGGCACUCCAAAGCUGGGCAAACCUCUGCCUCCCAUGGCUCUGCAUCUGCUGCGCUUUUAUAAGGAGAAUAAAGGCAAAGAGGACAAGAAGAGCACACUCUCUUCGAUAGUGAGCAGGGCAGCAAAGACCUUGUCGGCAGAGGACCGUGGACGCCUCCCAGAUGAACUGAAGGAGAUGGUACAGAAGCGCUGGGAGAGACUGGAGCACAGGCGGCGCUGGGCCCUCAUGAGUGAGGAGGAGAGACAAGAAGCGUUGCGUAAAAAGCGGGAGGAGUUGAAAGAGAAGCUGCGUGAAAAGGCAAAGGAGCGACGCGAGAAGGAAUUACAGCUGAGGCGUGAACAGCAGCGGCGUUUUGAGGACCAGGAGCUCACAGGCAAGAGCCUGCCCACGUUCCGACUGGUGGACAUGCCCGAGGGUCUGCCCAAUGCUCUGUUUGGUGACAUAGCUAUGGUUGCAGACUUUCUCAGCUGUUACUCUGAGCUGCUGUUGCCUGACAAGCAGUACCCUAUCACGGCACAGUCACUUAUGGAGGCACUGGCAGGUGACAAGGGAGGGUUUCUUUACUUGAAUCGUGUACUGGUGGUGCUGCUACAGACAUUGAUGCAGGAUGAACUGGCUGAGGCCUACAGUGAGCUGGACAUGCCUCUCUCUGAAAUCCCACUGACAAUGCACUCUGCAUCAGAGCUAGCACGCCUGUGUCUUCGACCAAAUGACGUGCAGAGCGGCGAGAGCGCGCGUGACUCUGACGACUGGCACAACGGAGGCUGCUGUGAUGAUGUCCUGAGUGCUGAGCUCCUGGAACGGCUAGAGACAACCGAGGUGUUUGAGCUAGCACAGGCUGAGAAGGUCAGUUUGCUGGUGGCUCUGUGCCAUCGCAUCCUUAUGACCUACUCUUUGGAGGAUCACAUGGAAUCAGCACAACACCGUUCUUCUGAGCUCUGGAAAGAACGCAUUGCCACACUCAAGGAGGCCAACGUGCGCCGUAAGGCCGAGAAGCAAAAACGCAAGGAGCAGAUGGAGUCUAAAACACAGGACAUGGCUGGUAAAAAAGAGAAAAAGAAGGAAACCAAUGACAAGGAUAUGGACGUGUCCCAAGUGAAGGCAGAGCCCGAAGACAUGAUCAGCACAGUGAAGAGCCGCAGGCUGAUGGCCAUACAGGCCAAAAAAGACAAGGAAGAGCUUGAACGCCAGAACAAAGAGCGCAUGGAGAAAGAAGCCGAGGAGGAGCGGAUCAGGAAACACCGGGCUGCUGUAGAGCGCGCAUUCAACGAGGGCCUCGCUAAGGCCAAACUAGUAUUGAGGAGAACGCCACUCGGCACUGACCGCAGCCACAACCGGUAUUGGCUGUUCUCUGACGUUGUUCCUGGGCUUUACAUAGAAAAAGGCUGGGUGCACGAGAGCAUCGACUACAGCUUUACACUGCCACCAGAGCAGACACAGGGAGAAGAGGUAGAGGAGGAUGAGGAGACAGAGGACGCGGAGAAAGACGAUGUUGCAAGUAUAGCUAGUGUAACUAAUGAGAGUGGCCAGCAGGGGGCUUCAGUUACAGAGACCUGCAUAGAGACAACUGUGCCCAAGCUGGGUCAAAACCUCUGGUUUGUGUGCGACACUCAGAAAGAUCUUGACGAGCUUAUUGAAUGCCUUCACUCACAAGGUGUGCGAGAGAGUGAACUGAAACUGCAGCUGGAAUACAAAUACCAAGAUAUACUACACUCCAUCCACCUGAGCCGGAAGGCCAACACUGGCCUGCGCACCUGUGAUGGCUUCCAAGAGCUCCUCAAAUACCUGCGCAGUGACAUAAUCGAGGUAUCUUCACGCCUGGAGAAGGGUGGGCUCGGCUUAAUGGAAGGCACAGCCAUCUUUGAGGAGCGGGUGCGACACCUGGAAAACCUUAAGGAUUUUGGUGAGUGUGUGAUUGCGUUGCAAGAGAGCGUGGUGAAGAAGUUUCUGCAGGGCUUCAUGGCUCCCAAACAGAAGAAAAAGAAGAAGCAGACAGGGGAAGAGAGUGGAAAGGUUGAGGAAGUGGAUGAGGAGAAGAAAUUGGCUGAGGAGGCUAGGGUGGCAACUGCUGUGGAGAAGUGGAAGUCUUCUAUACGUGAGGCUCAGACAUUCUCACGUAUGCACGUGCUUCUGGGAAUGCUUGAUGCAUGCAUCAAGUGGGACAUGUCGGCGGAGAACGCACGCUGCAAAGUGUGCCGCAAAAAAGUAGGAGAGGAUGAUAAAUUAAUCUUGUGUGAUGAGUGCAACAAAGCCUUCCACCUCUUCUGCCUGAGGCCAGCACUUUAUCGCAUACCUGAAGGGGAAUGGUUGUGCCCGGCCUGCCAACCAACCAUAGCCCGGCGCUGCUCGCGUGGAAGAAACUAUAACGAAGAUACAGAAGAGGAGGAGGAUGAAGAGGACGAAGAGGAAGAUGAGUCGGAGGAGGAUGAAUCUGAGGAUGAGGAGCAGAGGGAUACAGGGCACAGCUUGAGGCCAAGGAAGAAGAUGAAAUCUUUUCUGAGGCCCAAAGUCCAGAGCAAGUCAUCGUCCAAGAAGCAUUCGCCACCAAGUGCCAAAACUGCAUCUAAAUCUAAAAGUGCUGCCAAGUCACGACCAAACAACCAUGCAGACAUUGACGAACUGGUGCGUCAGAGCUCCAGAACAGGAGGAAAUAAGCAAGCACUGGACCUCGAGAAGUGUGAAGAAAUUCUCCUAAAAUUGAUUAAAUUCCGUUAUAGCUGGCCAUUCAGAGAGCCAGUGUCAGCAGAGGAAGCCGAAGACUACCAGGACAUCAUCAGCACGCCCAUGGACUUCAGCACAAUGCAGAAUAAGUUCAAGUCGUCGCAGUACCGCAGCCCUCAAGACUUUGUUGAGGACAUGAAACUGGUGUUCAGUAAUGCUGAGGAAUACAACCAGCCAGGCAGCAGCGUGCUGCAGUGCAUGAGCCGUACCGAGCAAACGUUUGCUGAGCUGCUUCAUAAGAUCCUACCCGGGGUCAACUACUUGCGCCGCAAAGCACGGAAACGCUACGCUCCUCAACAGGAUGACAACGAGGACCACGAGGAAGACCAAAAGAGGGGGAGGAAGAUACAGAACGGCAAACAAGAACGCUCAGCCUCUAAAAGUCGGGAAGAGAUCAGCAGCCGGUCCACGAGACACAGUGGCAGACAGCGCAGGCAGGAGGAGAGUGAAAGUGAGGAGGAGGAGGAUGACGAAGAGGACAGGGUAAAAAGGAGGAGCACACGGACAGCAGCCUUGUCAAGCCGCAAGGACUACCGAGAACAAGACAGUGACAGUGAGCGAGAGAACAGGAGAACUGGCUUAAGGAAGUCUGGGAGGAGGGCAGGUGACGAAGCAGAGGCAAGCAGCGAUGACGAAUCAAUCGGUCAACGACAUUCCAAGAGGCAAAAACGCUCACUAUAAAAGUCCAGGGUGCUUUCGAGUUUUCUUAUCCUUCCUUUAAUCUUCUACCUCCCUCAAUUCCAAAAGGCAAAGUGGACCCACUCUCACAAACCUCUCAAACUGCCCCAUGUAGAUUUUUUUUUUUUGUUUUGUUUUCUCUUCUUGGCUUCUUAGACUUGAUGUUUAUGUUCAUACUGAUAAAUACUAAAGAAACUGAUUUAUAUUUGUAAGUUGUUUAUUACUGGUGACUUCUUUUUUUCUCAACCAGGAAAUUUAUGAUCUCUGAUGAGAUGAUCUCUGUGAGCUCUUAAAAGGCAAUUUUCAUUUAAAUUUUGGCCUUAAGCCACUUGCUUCAUAUAUAAAUAUAUAAAUAUAUAUAUUAAAAAAAAGGAUUUGUCAUUGGGGUAACUUGACAUCUGUCCUUGUCUCAUUUUGCUGACGUCAGAAUGGCAGGCAGGGCUGCUUAUUAGAGUUGCAGAAGUACCAGGCAGGUUACCUGUGACUGAAUAUUAGUGUCCUACUUUUUCUUUUCUUUUUUUUUUUUUUUAGAAAAUAAACAAAAGAAAUAAAUAAAAAAAAUUUAAAAAAAUAUGCACUAGAUUUGGAACUCCAGCUGUGCUUGUGGUGUACCGAUACUACGCACUAUUUUCUUGGAGACAACCAGCACCGAAAUAAUUAUUUGAAAUUCUUUUUUUUUGUUUGUUUCGUUUUUCAGAGUUAAAAAGUACAUAUGAAUAAAGCAUUUUCUGGAUCUGAAAUCAUGUCUGCUGGAUUCAACUUUAUUUCUGUAAAUCUGAGUUUAGAAUUUAAAAGCACUAUUAUGACAAACGACAAAGCCUCAAUACGUACGGUUGAAGUAAAGUGUCAACUUCAAAUAAAGCCCUUUAUCAUCUUAGUGUUGGUGCACCUUGUGCUCUCUGGAUUUCCUAUUUUAUUUAUAGGGGCAACUUAUCUCCACUUAAGCCUAGCAGAGGAACUCUAGUUUUUUUUUUGUUUGUUUGUUUUUAAUUAUUUUUAUGUUUUUCCUUUAUUCAUUAACACACUCAUUUUCAAAGAUUCGUAAGAUAUCUGUACCAAAUGAUUUGAUUGUGAGAGGGUCAGUGUUGUGCUUAACGUAUUCAUGACUUUUAGCUUUGAUAUUUUAUUUUUAUCAUGAUUGUUGCUCUUUAUUCCUUUUACCCGGUUGAAGCUGAUGUCCUGGGAUUACUGAUCCUCUUUUAUUAAGUAUUUCCAGUUGUGUUUCUGAAGAACUGCCUUGUAGGAGAGAUUCUGAUAAAUAUAGCUAACUCUGCUCUGAAUCAGAUCGUUCUCAAGAGCUCAGGGAUUACAAACAAAUAACCUUGAGGUAGUUGUUUAAAAAAAAAAAAAAAAGAAAGAAAGAAAGAAAAAAAAAAACUUUUAAUGGUGCUGUAAUCCCAGGUACCCAGCAGGUGGCACUCCAGUACAGCAUUUGUGCGCUUAGCAAACAUGCAUCACUUAAGAUGUUCUUUAUGACCUGUUUAUAAAUAAAAAUUUUCAUGUAAUCCCCGCUGUUGUAAUGGACAGAAAAAGAUCAA
Molecule: messenger RNA, 6892 nt
Organism: Tachysurus fulvidraco (yellow catfish)
Lineage: Eukaryota; Metazoa; Chordata; Actinopteri; Siluriformes; Bagridae
Gene: baz1b
Product: bromodomain adjacent to zinc finger domain, 1B
Exons: 19
Coding region: 627-5357 (1576 amino acids)
Biological process (GO): chromatin remodeling
Cellular component (GO): WICH complex
Molecular function (GO): histone H2AXY142 kinase activity; protein binding
Source: RefSeq, a predicted model, not a curated record